UGGUCAAUCGUCUCAUAUUUUUUUUUUUUGUUUUAAUUCAGCCGACCUCACCUUUUUUAUUCAUUUUAAUUUUUUCUAUCUAUUUAUUUAUUUAUUUUUUCUCGCUUCACCCCCUUCACCCCACAGGUGGGAUAACGCCAACUCUGCCGCCCCUGGAGGAUAUAGAAGGAUAGAGCGCUGUGAACCAAAUUCAGUACAAACGAUCGAUUGCGAAUACAAUUACCGCCGAUACGAACAGAGAAUAUUAUCUGCCAAUGUUGUCCCCGAACUUUAACGACACCCAGAAACUGUACCAAAUUUAAAACAUCACUAUAUACAUAUCGACCCGGGAAAACCCCAAGCAGCAUGUCCAACCAAGGGCCCCCGAAACAACCCAAUGAGGCGAAGCAAGAGGGAUUUGCGAAGUACCUCCAACGAAUGAGGACGGUGUUGAGGAAAGGCUCAUCUUCAAAGUCUGAAUCUGCAUCCACUUCUCAGGAAACUAGUGGACAAGCUUCACCGUCUAAGUCCGCGCCUCCAAAAACUACUGCUGCCCCUAAAACAACUACCGCUCCAGCGAAGGAUACCACCACCAAAUCUGGUCCCGAACCGACCGUGUUCAAGCAUUGGGGAGCUAUUCAGGAGGAGAAGGCUCGUGCUCUGUUCGCCAAGUAUGGAUUGACUCUGGAACCCGGAGAAUGGAGGUCGCCCACCGACACCGAGGUUCAACGUGUGGCCAAGCCGAUUCGCAUGCGAGUUCGUCGCACCUGUCACCGCUGCCAGACUACGUUCGGAAUCGAUAAGCUUUGCACCAACUGCCAGCAUGUCCGUUGCAAGAAGUGCCCCCGCUACCCGCCGCAUAAGUCGUCGCAUGAUCAUCAAAACGAGUCCGCCCUCCAAACUAUCCUCUCGCAGAAGGGCAAGGAGCCGGCCGAUGCGUCGCGCAAACCUAAAGAACCCCCGCUUACACUCCCAUCCCGUACCGGCGGCCAGGAUGUCAUACGCAAAGAAGUCAAGCAGAGAAUACGUCGCACUUGCCACCGUUGUUGCACGACGUUCGCGCCGGACGCCACGGAGUGUGAGAAUUGCCAACAUACCCGGUGCAAGAAGUGUCCUCGAGAACCGGCUAAAUUGGACAAAUAUCCUGAUGGUUAUCCUGGAGAUGUGGAACCUCCUGCAGAACCCCCAGCACGCACGUGGAAGAAACCACGUCUACGGGUGCGAUACACCUGUCAUAAGUGUUCGACCAUGUACCGGUCGGGAGAAAAGACUUGCUUGAAUUGUGGUCAGGAGAAGUGCUCGGAAACCAUACGAGACCCACCCAAGAAACAAAAGCCAGAACCAGACCCGGAGGUAGUGAGACGGGUGGAAGAGCGAUUAAGGGUUACGAUCAGCACUGGCUAGAAAUGCAAUUGGAGGGGUUUUAAUUGUCUCAAAACGCCUGUGCGGUGUUGGCAUGAUUUCUCUUCUCACUAUAGCAACACUACUAUUGUCCACUCCUUUCUGACUACAAUAUCAUUUGGUACGGUGGAGCAGGCUCCCUACGGAAUCUCUCCGUAUCAAUUCCUCAUUUGGAAACA
Molecule: messenger RNA, 1559 nt
Organism: Aspergillus caelatus
Lineage: Eukaryota; Fungi; Ascomycota; Eurotiomycetes; Eurotiales; Aspergillaceae
Exons: 4
Coding region: 346-1383 (345 amino acids)
Source: RefSeq, a predicted model, not a curated record